UUCUCAACUGGUUUCUAUGUUUUUUGGGUCGCUGAAUCCGAAUUUGAAAAGUGCUGACACCUACCUGGUCCGCAUCAGGUCGAAAAACGAAAAAAACCUCAAAAUUAUGGAGGUUGUUUUGGUUUUUCGUAAAUAUCAUGGAAACGAGGUAUCUGUCGUAAAAUGUCACUCUUAUCAAAGUUAAAGAGCAUAAAAUUCUGCGUCGAAUGACCUCCCUAACGUCUUAUUUUAAUCGAUGCAGUCGUAAUCAAACAUUUUUAUUUAUACAGUUCCUUGAUUGAAACAUUUUUAUUGCAGUGUUUGCGACAAGUGAAAUCAACAUUAGAAGAGGAUAGGAAAUCGUUGAUUAAAACGUUUGAGGGAAUCUGAAAACUUAGCUUCAUAGCGAAAAAAAAGGGGCUGAAAGUAGGUCGUCACCCUUCUCUUUUAUUCCGACCCUUCUCUUUUGUUCCGACCUUGUAUUGUAUUGAACCUGGAGUCCGAAACACCUGCACCCCAUUCAAAGAGCUCCCCCUUUCCUCUUCUUUUCUUUCCUCCCCACUCACAUCUGCUUCACAGAUUCACUUCAGUCUGUCUUUAGCUCUCAAGAAGUAGAUGUAACUAAAAUUGUGUGUAAACAUCGUGCGUUAUUACUUAGUUUUUUUAUGCCUGCACAUAAUGUCGCGCCGGGAGUGUUGUCUGUGUGAUGAUUUGUUAGAAGAUGGGACAGAAUUAUGUGUCGUGAAGGAGAAAGGGCUGCAGUCCUUCAUAGAAGCCAGCACAAAGAGGAAAGAUGGUAAGGUGAAACUUUUUAAGGAGAGAACCGAAAUACAAGUUCAUGUGAGAUGCCGGAAGAAUUACACCACAGAAAGAUCUGUAGCAGCCUAUUUAAAAAGAGCAGCUCAACAUAUUCCCAAAAAGAAGCGUUCAAUUACUAGAGAGUUUUCCUUCAAAACUCAUUGUUUUAUAUGCGGAAAUCAGGUGGCAACAGAUCACAACCAACAACAAAUAAAAAAUCCUCCCAAUAAACGCAACAUGGUGUACAAUGUGACAACGUUGUCCAUGAGAGAAAAAGUUCUCAGCCUAGUAGCCGGUCGUCAAGAUGAAUUAAGCCAAGGAAUAGUAACUCGCCUUGAGCCAGAACAUGAUUUGGUUGCAGUGGAUGCACAAUACCACAGAGACUGCAUGAAGGCUUUGUACCGACCACAUCGACAAGGCCUGCCAACUGGCAGACCUGUUGAUAAUGAAAUGGAAGCUGCUAUACAUUCCAUUACCACUUUUCUAAAAAACAGUGAUGAAGAAUGUCAAUUCACCUUUGAUGAAUUGAUGGAAAAAAUUGAAGGUGAUUUCCGACCUCACCCAAUCACCCUCAGGAGGCACCUCAUUCAAAAAUUUGGUGAUGAUAUUGUUGUCACCACACACAAACCAUACGUUGUGUGUUUCAAAGCAACUGGUCACAAAAUAAUUACUGAGAACUGGCAUCAAGAAGCAAUUCGCUUGCCAGAGGAAGAGAAAAGGCGCCACAUAGUUGAAGCCGCUGCUGCCAUAGUUGUUGAGGAUAUUCGAUCACAAAUCUACAACCUGACUGAAUACCCCGGGUGUGAUAAAUUUCUAGAGGGAGCUAAAGACCUAAUUCCUGAGACUACCCGAAUAUUCGUAGAAGGUGUUGUGCUUAACAAGAAAAAAGGGGAUCUUGAACCAUGGAAGAAGAAAUCUGUAGCAAUCGCACAUAGCUUGAUUAGUGCAGUGCGUCCAAGGUCUUUCGUUUCUCCUCUUCAAGUUGGAUUAGGUGCUUUCUUGUACAAAAAAUAUGGUUCGCGAAAACUUAUCGAUGUGCUGUCAUCCCUCGGAUUUUGUGCAGCAUACAAUGAGACUACCCGAUUUGAAGUGUCAACAAUAAUGCGCCCUCCUCUGGCUGUAAGCCAACAAGCAUUUAUUCAAAUGGUAUAUGACAACGCAGAUUUCAACAUCCAGACACUCGAUGGACGUAACACUUUUCACAGUAUGGGGAGUAUCCGAUGUGUCACCCCAGGCAGUUCUGUAGUUCCUGAUCAAAAGAUUACCCGUCUGAAGACUAUACCAUCAGCGGCAGAUUUAGGGAGCUUGGGAGCAGUGCCAUUACAACACUUCGAGAAGAUAGAUCCUCUUGGCUUAGCCAAAAUUAAAGUAUGUGAUUUGAGUUCAGAAUUUCCACACAAUGAAAUAAUUGUCCCAUCAGUCUGUACGUUGGUAUGGUUCUACUGUAAAUCUAAAGGUUUUCCUGGAAUUCGUGGGUGGAAUGGGUUCAUGGAACAGGUGACCGAUGGCAUACCUUAUGAAAAAACAUCCAUUGACUGCCAACCAUUCAUUAAUGCACCCCCCAGUGACUACGACACAGUAUACACAUCAUUGACAACUGCUGUCCAAAGGACGAGGUCCUGUUGUCCUGAGCAAAAAACUACGUUCGUCACAUUUGACCAGCCUCUUUAUCUAAAGGCUAAAGAAAUCUUAGCAAGUCGAGAGGGAGAUCCAGAGUUAGAGGGUGUAGUCAUAAGGCUUGGAGGGUUCCAUUUGCUCAUGUCUUUUAUGGGAGCUGUGGGUUACAUAAUGGAGGGGAGUGGUUUGACAGAACUUUUUAAUACUGUAUAUGCACCCAACAGCACAGAAAAAAUUAUGACUGGCCAUGCUUACGCCAGGGCUGUCAGAGGACACACGUUGGCUGCAACAGCUCUUGCUAAGGUGAUAAUGGAUUCCAUAAAUUUCUCCUCCUCAUUUCAGUUCGACAUCGAUCAAGUUGUCUACGCAGAAAAUUGGAAUGCACUGCUGAAUUCUCAUGAAACAGGAUGGUGGAAAGAAAUUGAACAGUCGUUUAAAGACCAGCUCCUGAAUCUAUCCAAUUUGGGGCCCACUGCUAAGUUGUGGGUUCAAUAUUUUGAAAUGAUAACAUUGAUGAUGAAAUUCAUUGAAUCAGAAAGAAUGGGAAACUGGAAACUUCAUCUGGAAGUCAUACAUGACAUGCUCCCGUAUUUCCAUGCCAGUGGUCACUACCUAUAUGCAAAGUGUGCCCACAUGUACAUCCAGGACAUGAUAAACUUGGAACAGUGGAUGCCACUCCAGGAAUACCAAGCAUUCACUAAGCAAGGAAGUUUCACUAUUCGCCGAAGUGAUAAAUGCUGGUGCGGCACAUGGAGUGAUAUGUGCAUUGAACAGCAGCUCAUGAAGAACAUGAAGGUUGAAGGUGGACUGACUAGAGCUCGUGGAUUCAGUGAGGGCAUUUUAUCACGGUGGACCUUGGGAAUGACUUCACUUCAGCACGUGGCUAAUGACAUUGAGGACUUCUGUGGAGUGCGUUUCGGAACAUCUGAUCAGCAUGCAGACAGUCGUGAUGCUAGAGUGAACCUUGACAUCACUUGCACACAAAAAAUGGUUGAGUGGUUUCAGCAACACCCAGCAUUUCAAGACACCAAGGAAAUCAUGUCAAUCAGCACUGGGGUAGUGGGAAAUGAAAAAAUAAACUGUCACCUCUCCAGAGAAGUGGGUACUGCUGGUAUCAUGCGAAUAGUGGGCACUAAUUUUGCAGCAGUGACAUUCAGAAGGAAAGACCGAGUUCUCCCACUUGCAACUGUCAACUCAGCUCUCUUCAUUGAGGAUCGACCGGUCAUCGUUAAGCCAACCACUUUGUUUCAAAGGAUGGUAAUCACCAAACAAUCAGACGAAGAACUGCAGGAGUUCUUGACAUACGAAUUGGCUCCAUACCCUCCUGCACUAUUUGACGAUGGUUUCCUACGAAAAGGCACGAAAUCUUCAUUGUACAAAACUUUCAAGCCACUUCAAGAUGCCACUCCGUUGGACAGCAGUGCAGCAUUUGUGAUUGAUGGUGGAUUGUUGCUGCACCGAGUUGUUUGGUCAAGAGGGUUUACCUUUAACGACAUAUGCAAAGCAUAUAUAAAUUACACCCAGAAAAAGUAUGGCCCAAGUUCGUAUAUUGUAUUUGAUGGGUACUCCUCAGAACAUGGAGGGACAAAAGCAAUGGAGAGGUUGAGGAGAUCAGGAAAAAAAAUCUCCUUUGAAAUACAGUUCAGCCAAGCGAUGACCCCAACAUUAUCUCAGGAAAAUUUUCUAUCAAACUCCAAAAACAAAAGUAGAUUGAUUACCAUGCUGAUGGCUAUGUGUGAAGAAGCAGGGAUUACUUGCUACCAAGCAACUGAAGAUGCUGAUGGACUAAUCGUUCAAACAGCUGAAUCCUUGGCUCCAUUUCAUAAAAAUGUAGCAGUUGUGGCAGAAGACGUUGAUAUUCUUGUAAUUAUGAUGGGCCUUCGGAUUUCAGAUAAUAUCUACCUGCUCAAGCCAGGGCGUGGAAAAGAUCCUCCACUCCUGUAUCACCCUAAAUCAGCUGUGAAUGAAGGCCUCUACAAUCACAUGAUGUUUCUUCAUGCUAUGAGCGGAUGUGAUUCAACGUCAGCCAUUUUCAACCAAGGAAAAACUAAAUUCCUAAAAACGCUCACUAAACAUCCUGAGUUAGAGAAGGAUGUCGAGAGAUUUUUAGAUCCUUCAGCCCAGCCAGCUGAUAUUGCUGCUACUGGAGAAUCAUUUUUAGUGGCCCUUUAUGGGGGAGACCACAAAAAAACAAAUUUGGAUGAGCUACGCUACAAAAUGUACGUAACAUCUGCAUUUAAAAUUUCGAGCAACAUAGCUUCCAUCCCCCCAACUGCUGCUGCUGCACGCCAGCACAGCUUGCGGGUGUACUUCCAAGUACAGCAGUGGCUUGGAAACCUUCUGCCUCCAGUGCUGUGGGGAUGGAAGGCUACCAAAAAUGGAUUGCUCCCUUUGCCAACAGACAAACCCCCCGCUCCUGACAAACUAAUGCAGUCAAUUUCAUGCAAAUGUCGCACAGAUUGUGGUGGGCGAUGCGGCUGCAGGAGAUCAGGCCUUUUCUGCUCGCAACUGUGUGUAAACUGUGCAGAUUUGUGUACAAAUGUAGAUGUCACUUCUGCAUUCGAAGAAGAAGAAGAAGAUGAUGAAUUUGGAGAUUCUUUUGUUGGCCAAGCCAUACACAGUUUGCAAGGUGAAGAACUACUACCACCACAGCAUGAAACGACGAGCCGACCAAUCGACGAGCCUGGGCCAUCGUCUGCCCCAGUUAUCAAUAUUGAGCCAGGCCCUACCUCAUCAAAGCGGCAAAGAAUUGCAUAAAUUUUUUUAUUACAUUUUUCUGUAUCUUUUUGGUUAUAUGUAAAUAGUAUAAAAUAGUAAAUGGUAUUUUAACAACAGUAAGUUAUAUUCGUUGAAACCCUUCGUAAUGGUCACAUUGGCGCUUACAUAGAAAAU
This is a messenger RNA of Photinus pyralis (common eastern firefly), 5286 nucleotides long. RefSeq lists its product as uncharacterized. The record is from RefSeq and is a predicted model, not a curated record. Lineage: Eukaryota; Metazoa; Arthropoda; Insecta; Coleoptera; Lampyridae. Bases 658 to 5151 code for a protein of 1497 amino acids. The transcript is spliced from 2 exons.